UUAUUAUAAUUGGAGACCAGUCAAAUCAAUGGCUGCGCCCAUGUGUCAGAUUUUGUUGAAAACUAGGUACUGUUUUCUUUAAAUAAAAGCUCUCAUCAUGGCUGACAACAACUUCAAGUUUAGCGAAAAACCAAGUUUGGAAGAAAUUCGCCAGAAACAGCAGGAGUUUGCACAGGAGCGAAAUUGGGACCAGUAUCACACACCUCGUAACCUGCUCAUGGCCCUUGUUGGCGAAGUUGGAGAACUUGCUGAAAUAUUCCAGUGGAAAGGAGAGGUUAAAGAAGGACUUCCAGAUUUUGGUAUUAAAGAGCGUGAUCACGUGGGACAGGAGCUAGCGGACGUGUUCCUUUAUCUGGUACGACUAUCGGAGAAAUGUCACAUUGACCUUCCUUCUGCUGUGUGGCAGAAAAUACAGAAAAAUGCCCAGAAAUAUCCAGCCGGUGUUGUUUAUGGGAAGAGUGAUAAAUAUACAGAGUAUGUGCAGAAUGGAACAAUAUCUUCAGCUGCGGAUGGUGGGGGAAAUCAGUCUCAAGAAAUUGACAGUAAUAACGAUGGUGCAGAAAACAGAUAAUUACUCCAGACUGAAAGUUUUGUUUUUAUUUGUGAACUUAUUUGGUUUUACAUCACAUAAAAACAAUCAUUUUGUGUUCAUAGAAAAUUAUUGACUUAACAACUCAUUUAAUUGUUGUUUCCUUGUAUGUUUGUCAGUUUUUUACAUGUACAUAUAGUUUUAGAUAUGUUUUCCUAAAAUAUUUUUAUGUUUAAAAUAUUUUUCUUUGAUUAUUGUAAUUUUAUUUUCCAGUUUUGACAGGGCACUGUUGUUGUAAGUUUUUGCAUUAUACAUGUAUGCUAAUGAUUGUGGAUCCACAAUAAACACAUGAUUUUA
Mya arenaria is the source of this 886-nucleotide messenger RNA. RefSeq names its product dCTP pyrophosphatase 1-like. The record is from RefSeq and is a predicted model, not a curated record. The transcript is spliced from 4 exons. Bases 98 to 571 code for a protein of 157 amino acids. Lineage: Eukaryota; Metazoa; Mollusca; Bivalvia; Myida; Myidae. Gene Ontology annotation, biological process: nucleoside triphosphate catabolic process. Gene Ontology annotation, molecular function: nucleoside triphosphate diphosphatase activity.